AUGCAAAUGAACGGAAACACUAAUCGCAAACGAAAGCGUCAAUCCGUGCACAAGGACGUUAACGAAGCGCUUACACAAUGGUUUACGCAAGCAUAUGCUCAUGGAGCUACCGUCACCGAUCACGUCAUCAGGCAGAAAGCACCACAACUGGCCGUAAAUCUUGAAGUUGAUUUUGAACCGAGCAAUGGCUGGCUCAUGCGCUGGAAGCAGGCCAAUAACGUUUCGUUCAAAAGAUUUCACGGCGAAUCAACGUCAGCCGAUCACGGUUCUGCCAACGAAUGGGUGACAAACGUUUUGCCGCAACUUUUUCGUAGAUAUGAUCCAAAAGAUGUUUGGAACUGUGAUGAAACGGGAAUUUUCUACAAAGCCAUGCCGUCUGGAGCUUUGCGAUUUGCCGGAGACGAACAGUCAAAUGGGACAAAAGUUCCUAAAAACAGACUCACGAUGCUUCAGUUCACAAACAUGGACGGCAGUGAAAAGCAAGCUGUAGUUGUUGGUAAGUCGGCAAAACCACGGCAAACAGAUUUUGACGAAUUUAUCAGCUUCGACGACCGCACACAAUGUCAUGGAGGACUGACUGACACGGACAUCACGCGUGGUAUAAAAUCGGAUGAUCAAGAUUUUGACGAAGAUGAUGAUGCUGAAAGAGUAAGUUCUGAAGUUUCUGAAAGUGACAAACCAGUGCCAAAUUCUCUGGCUGCAUUGAAUGCGCUUGAAACUCUGACAGCCUACUUUGAAGCAAAAAAGCAGUAA
This is a messenger RNA of Acanthosepion pharaonis, 753 nucleotides long. NCBI's taxonomy places the organism in Eukaryota, Metazoa, Mollusca, Cephalopoda, Sepiida, Sepiidae. The record is from the annotation of a GenBank genome assembly.